AUUAGUUCAAAGAAGAUGGCCACCCCGAACGGAGCGCAACAGCUACCGAGCUACCUGACCGAGUCGCUCAUCAAGCGAUCGCUCGAGCACGACCUAGGACACCCUGUGCGGAUCGAAAGUUUUAGCGCCGGGCCGGCCACGUCGGCCGGCGAUAACUAUCUGAGUGACGUUUUCUGGAUCCGCGUCCUGUACGAUGGCGGCACGGCCGAAAAGCGGCUGCUCGCCAAGUGCAUGCCGGACGUUGGCGAUCGGGGCACCGUGCUGGACGCGCUGGAUGCGUUCCGCAAGGAAACGGAAACAUUCCAGCAGCUGCUGCCCGCCUUCUCGCAGCUCGUUUCCGACUCCGGGUCCGCGGGCUUGGAGCAAUUCGGUGCCAAGUGUUACUACGCCACCACCGAUCCGGUGCGGACGAUCGUGUUCGAGGACCUGAAGGCGCUCGGGUUCCGCAUGUGCGAUCGUACGACCGGCGGUCUCGACUUUGCGCACUGUGCGUUGGUGAUGCGCAAGAUUGCCAAGUUCCACGCGGCCUCGAUGCUGUACGCGGCCCGUUCCGAGGCGAACGAACGGUUGCUACGCGAUCGGUACUCGUACGGGUUCUACAACCCGCGGGUGGCCCUCGAAGACUACCGGGUGUUUGCCGUGUUCCAGGAGGGUUUGGAAAAGUUCGUCCAGGUGGCGGCCGGCUGGCCCGAACUGGAACCGGCCAUCGUGGAGAAACUGCGGGCCUUGCUGCCGUCGUUCAAACGACGUAUCGUCGACUGCGUUGAUCCGACCAAUCCGGCCACCAAGGUGCGCGUCCUUAAUCAUGGCGAUCUUUGGAGCAACAACAUGAUGUUUCGGUACGAGACCUCGGCCGAUAGCGACGUGGUGCGGGAGGUGAUGUUUGUCGACUAUCAACUGUCGUGCUACGGCAGCCCGGGACUGGAUCUGGUGUACUGCCUUUACAACUGUCCCCGGCACGAGGUGCGCCAGAACCGGUGCUUCGAAGAGCUGCAGCAGCUCUAUCACCGCACCCUGAGUGAAGCGCUUAACCGGGGCAAGCACCCUGGCCCCGUACCAACGCUGGACACGAUCAAGGAAGAGUUCAAACGGCAUGAGUUUUUCGGACUUGUGUGUGCCAUCAGCCUGCUGCCGAUCAUGCUGAUGGAACGCUCCGACGAUGUGGACAUCAGCUUCGAUGCGUUCUUCGACAAGAAGCAAGUGGAACGCCUCCGGGACAUUCAGUACAACGGGGCCGUGUAUCGUCGGUCGGUGGUGCCGAUACUGCAAAGUCUCUUCGCCCGUGGUUACAUCGAUUAAACAGCUGGAUGGUGUCUUUUGUUACAACAAAUCGAGCCGGGGCGUGCAAAGUCCAUAAAUAAUGAAACGAGUAGCUGUUAUACGCUGGCGUUAUGAAGAGACGUUUGACGUUAUCUUGAAAAUGCGCCAUGCUAGGUAAAUAGUGCGAGGUGCUCCGAUGUGUUCUUAUGUACAUUUGGAUUAAAGCGUCUUAUUUUCUCACCAUAACCACGUUAUGAAA
This is a messenger RNA of Anopheles bellator, 1519 nucleotides long. RefSeq lists its product as uncharacterized. Lineage: Eukaryota; Metazoa; Arthropoda; Insecta; Diptera; Culicidae. Bases 16 to 1299 code for a protein of 427 amino acids. The transcript has 2 exons. The record is from RefSeq and is a predicted model, not a curated record.